Messenger RNA from Elgaria multicarinata webbii, 3841 nucleotides. RefSeq names its product phosphodiesterase 3A (gene PDE3A). The transcript is spliced from 16 exons. The record is from RefSeq and is a predicted model, not a curated record. Gene Ontology annotation, biological process: oocyte maturation; positive regulation of oocyte development. Gene Ontology annotation, cellular component: cytosol. Gene Ontology annotation, molecular function: calmodulin-activated 3',5'-cyclic-GMP phosphodiesterase activity. Lineage: Eukaryota; Metazoa; Chordata; Lepidosauria; Squamata; Anguidae. Bases 23 to 3526 code for a protein of 1167 amino acids.
AGAGAGAGAAAGCCCCCUCGCUAUGGCUGUGAGCAGCGAUUGCGCGAGCAGGGUCAACAGCAAGUGCAGCUGGAGCCCGGGCGAAGAGAAAAGCCCCGAGGCUGCCGCGGGAGAGGGAGCAUUAGAAGCCGGCUGCAACGGCUGCUGUUCCUCGGUUGGGCCGGAGGACGCGGAGAGGAGCACCGCCGCCACCACCACCACUCACAGUAGCCGGAGUAAAGGGGUAGUAGGCGCCUCGAGCGGCGAGGGCGCUUUCCCUCCGGGCUGGAAGUCCUGCAAACUUUCCUGGGCUCUGGGCGCAGGCUCGCUGGCGCUGCUCUUGGCGCUGGGGAUCCGCCUGGUGCGCAGCGCCGCGGAGGAAGCCGAGGCGGCGGCGGCGGCAGCGGUGGAGGAGGCGGCGGCAGCCGAGGCCGAUCCCGGCGCAGGCCCCCCGCCAGGUGGGAGUUGGCCCCCGAUCCCCGGCGCUGCGCUGGGCUGCUGCCUCCUGGCCGCCUACUUCUGGCUGGGCUGGGACUUGCUGCGCGCCGGGGUCCGCCUGCGCACGGCCGCGCUGCUCGUGGCCGCCUGCUGCGGGGGGGAAGCGCUGGCGCAGAUUGGCUUGGCCCUGGGGGAGGACCGCCUGCUCUCCUUCGCCGCCACAGGGGUGGUGCUCGGCUGCCUGGCCGGCGGGACAUGGCUGGCGCUGCGGCUCCGCCAGGGCGUCCUCAUGAUCGCCUUGACUAGCGCGCUGCGGAUCACCUCGCUCGUCUCCUUGGAGGGCGUCCGGGCGCCGUGGAGACCUUACCUGGCGUAUCUGCUCGCCUUGCUGGGCAUCCUCCUGGCCGGCUGCGCGCCGCACGCCUCGCGGGCCCGCCGCGCCGCCGCGCCGCGGGAGGGGGAAGAAGACCGAGGAGGGGCGGAAGGAGCGGAGGCGGCGGCUGCUGCGCCUGGCCGGCCGGCCAAGGAAGAGGUGCCGGGGUUUAAGAGGAGGCGGCGAUCCAGUUCCAUGAUCUCCGCCGAGAUGGCGGGCUGCGGCAACAAAUCUCAUCGCAGGACCUCUCUGCCUUGCAUCCCUCGGGAGCAGAUCAUGGGACAUUCUGAAUGGGAUCACAAACGAGGACCACGAGGAUCGCAGUCUUCAGGUACCAGUAUCACAGUUGAUAUCGCCGUCAUGGGAGAAGCUCAUGGACUCAUUACAGAUCUUUUGGCAGAUCCUUCCUUACCACCCAAUGUCUGCACCUCCCUACGAGCAGUGAGCAACCUCCUUAACACACAGUUAACCUUCCAAGCUAUUCACAAGCCAAGGGUCAGCCCUUUGGCCUCCUUCAACGAGAACUAUACCUGCUCCGACUCAGAGGAAUGCACGGAGAAAGGAGAAAAACUGACUAUUCCCAAGCGCCUCCGGAAAAGUCUGCCACCAGGUCUUCUGCGGCGAGUGUCAUCCACUUGGACCACAACCACAUCUGCCACCGGCUUACCUACCUUGGAGCCAGCUCCAGUGCGAAGAGACCGCAGUGCGAGCAUCAAACUUCAUGAUACUUCGUCAUCCAGCUCCGAUCCGUGGAACAAUUCCCUCCUGAUGACCAUCACCAAAAGCAGAUCGUUCUCUGCCUCCUAUGCAAUGUCUGCUGCCAACCAUCUGAAUUCAAAAAGGCCAAGCCGACAAGGUAUCCCACCAAAUAUUUCACCUCUCACUUCUCCAAGCCAUUCGCCCAUCCAGGGCACUCCAGCCAACAGUCCCACCAGCAAGACCUCAAACGAACAAUUCCCGGAGUCGACCGUCACUGCCGCUAAGCAAACCAGCAAGCCCCACAGGAUCUUGGGUUGCACUCUGAGCGCGCCUAACUUAUCGGAGCCUGUUGUGGCCACUCCUGUCAUUUGCAGCAGCUGCGGCAGGCCGUACAACCAAAUAGAUCCCGGGGAGGGAACGUUGGACAGAAAUGAUGGAGCAGCACACACCUUGAACAGAACAGACGAUCUGGCGCAAGCCACCUCUGACUACGAAACGAACAACAGCGACAGCAGCGACAUCGUGCAGAACGAUGAGGAGGCGGAUUGCUCCAAGGAGCAGGCACAGACGGGAUCCGUUUGCAGGACUUAUUCUCCGGAGACAAUCAUAUUGCAUCCGUUGUUGCCGCCUGAGGACAAGCCUAUUCUUGCCCCAGAGCCUCUAAUAAUGGACAAUUUGGACCCUCUUAUGGAUCAGCUAAACAGUUGGAAUUUCCCCAUCUUUGAUUUGGUAGACAAGAUAGGAAAGAAAUGUGGUCGGAUCCUAAGCCAGGUAUCCUACAGGCUCUUUGAAGACAUGGGGCUAUUUGAAACCUUUAAAAUUCCUGUGAGAGAGUUUAUGAACUACUUCCACGCUCUGGAGUGUGGAUACCGAGAGAUACCUUAUCACAACAGGAUCCAUGCCACUGAUGUCCUUCAUGCUGUGUGGUACCUUUCAACACAGCCUAUACCAGGCCUUUCAACUGUGAUUAACGACCAUGGGUCAGCAAGUGAUUCAGAUUCUGAUAGUGGGAUCACUCAUGGCCACUUGGGAUACGUCUUGUCGAAAACAUACGCACCAACAGAUGACAGCUACGGCUGCUUGGCUGGCAACAUCCCUUCCCUGGAACUGAUGGCCCUCUAUGUAGCUGCUGCCAUGCAUGACUAUGAUCACCCAGGAAGAACCAAUGCCUUCUUGGUUGCAACCAGCGCUCCUCAGGCUGUUUUGUACAAUGACCGUUCUGUAUUGGAGAACCAUCAUGCCGCUGCCGCAUGGAACCUCUUCAUGUCCAGGCCGGAAUAUAACUUCUUAGUCAACCUUGAUCAUGUGGAGUUCAAGCACUUUCGGUUCCUUGUCAUUGAGGCAAUUUUGGCCACUGAUCUGAAGAAGCACUUUGACUUUGUAGCUAAAUUCAAUGCCAAGGUGAAUGAUGACGUUGGCAUUGAUUGGACGAAUGAGAAUGACCGCUUGUUGGUUUGCCAGAUGUGCAUCAAACUGGCUGACAUCAACGGGCCAGCGAAAUGCAAAGACUUGCACCUGCAAUGGACGGAGGGAAUCGUCAAUGAAUUUUAUGAACAGGGUGACGAAGAAGCCAGCUUGGGUCUCCCAAUCAGCCCUUUCAUGGACCGCUCUGCUCCUCAGUUGGCAAACCUCCAGGAAUCCUUCAUCACUCACAUUGUGGGACCUCUGUGCAACUCCUACGACUCAGGAGGGCUCAUGCCCGGGAAAUGGAUUGACGAUAACGAUGAUUCUGGGGAUACAGACGAACAGGACGAGGAAGAUGCAUCAGACAUGGACACCUGUGAAAACCCCGAAUCAAGAAAGAAGAGGCGGAAAGUCUACUGCCAGAUAACUCAGCACCUCCUCGAGAACCAUCAGAUGUGGAAGAAAGUCAUUGAGGAGGAAGAGCGGAGAGCUGGGACAGAAAAGCAAGCCCUGGAGCCGCCGGCAACAUUGCACCAACCCUCUGAACAAAUCGAGGCUAUUAAGGAGGAGGAGGAGGAGAAAGGGAAGCCCAGAGGGCAAGAGGACAGCAUAGCCCUGGAAACGAACCAAUGACAAUGGUAGAAUUUUGAGCAGUAUUUGAAGAGCAAGAAUGACUUGCAUCCCAGUUCCUUUUACAAGCCAGCACAACAUUUAGACACAACACUGUAGAAAUACGGGAUAACGAUGCACCCUCCAGCUCUUUGGGUUCUUUGUUUCUCUUUCCAUUUUAUUUUAUUUUUAACAGUGAGGUACAUUGUUUAAGCUCUUAUGCUCAAAGAAGCUUUCACACUGCAGCACCAACUUUUACAGACUUUCGUAUGGGGCGGGGAAUUAUAAAUAUAUAUAAUUAUAUAUAUUAUAUAUAUAUAAAAAAAAUAUUAGCCUGGG